Molecule: messenger RNA, 774 nt
Organism: Lichtheimia ornata
Lineage: Eukaryota; Fungi; Mucoromycota; Mucoromycetes; Mucorales; Lichtheimiaceae
Exons: 5
Coding region: 1-774 (257 amino acids)
Cellular component (GO): intracellular anatomical structure
Molecular function (GO): oxidoreductase activity, acting on NAD(P)H, oxygen as acceptor
Source: RefSeq, a predicted model, not a curated record
AUGCCACAACGCGUCUUGAUAGUCACUGGGGCCUCAAAGGGUAUCGGCAAAGCAGCUGCUUUAUAUGCAAUCAAACAAGCCAACGCCAACGUCGUGGCCAUUGCAAGAAACCCCGAGCUUCUCAAGCAAUUGCAAACCGAGGUCGCUCAACAUGGCAAAGAGAAUUCGCUCCUUGUUGUCUCUGGCGAUGUAACCGAUCCAAUGGUCAUACAACAAGCUGUCGAUGGUGCAAUUUCUCGAUGGGGAAGGAUCGAUGGUGUUGUUGCCAACGCGGGCGUAUUGGAGCCUAUUGCCAAUGUGCGUGACGUGGAUCUCAACCAGUGGAAACGACUCUUUGAUAUCAACUUUUUCUCCAUCAUCCAACUUGUCCAAAAAGCUUUACCGCAUCUUCGUGAAACCAAAGGCGCCAUUGUGAUGGUAUCAUCAGGGGCUGCUAAGAUCUAUGUCAAAGGAUGGGAUGCAUAUGGAUCUUCCAAGGCUGCUUUGAAUCACCUUGCAACAACCUUGGCAGUAGAGGAGCCUGAUAUCACAACGAUAGCAUUUCGACCUGGAGUAGUGGCAACGGAUAUGCAAAAGAGUGCUCGAGAUGCAGGCAAGGGGGUUAUGGAUGAUUCAAUGCACAAAGAAAUGACUAAGGCUUACAAGGAAGGCAAACUCCUUCAACCUGAGACACCAGGUUCUAUUAUCGCAAGACUUGCUCUUGAUCCUCCUCGUUCUUUGACGGGAUCCUUUGUCGCUUGGGAUGAUGCCAUCUUAGAGAAUUAUCGAUCAUAG